This is a messenger RNA of Lotus japonicus, 2874 nucleotides long. Its product is annotated as protein ANTI-SILENCING 1. The transcript is spliced from 8 exons. The record is from RefSeq and is a predicted model, not a curated record. The coding region runs from base 964 to 2196 and encodes 410 amino acids. Gene Ontology annotation, molecular function: chromatin binding; RNA binding. Lineage: Eukaryota; Viridiplantae; Streptophyta; Magnoliopsida; Fabales; Fabaceae.
UUGGGUUUGGCACCCCACCUAUGGGGCUUGGCACCCCACUUUAUCAAAUACGGAAUUUAAAAUUCCGUAUUCUCCCUAUUGAAUACGGAACUUAAAAUUCCGUACUGUAUUUAAGCAUGCGUGUCACAUUUUCAACCACUCAUUAUAUACUAAAACAGAUACGGAAUUUUAUUUUCCGUAUUGAUACGGAACUUUAAAUUCCGUAUUUAAUAAAGUGGGGUGCAAAGCCUAAGGGGUGGGGCACCAAACUCAAUUCCCCCUUUUCACUCAUGCCUUGCAUGCUUCUUUUGCUGUACGGACACGGUAAGCAGAAUUGAAUCGUUUUCUUCCCAUUUUCCCUCUUGAUUCCUUCUUCCCUAUUCAACAACAACAUGCUUUUGCUUCUGAUGCUGUGUUUUCCUUCUCUUCUUCAACAUUGUUCUUGAACUGAACUGACCUCUGUUUUUACUCUGUUUCUACAAUGCUAUUAUCACAUUCAUAGGCAUUAGUACUAGUAGUGUUGUUCCCCAGCUGAAAGGAACCAUUUUUCUGAUUCUUUCCCUUGUUUUGAUCAACCCCUUUUGUUUUUUCUUGCUGUGUUGGUCAGGCACGAACGAACCCCACUCACUCCCACGUUCUAACCCCAUUUUCUAUUUUUUCCUAUUUUUCUGCAUUCAAAGGGUUUUUUUUUUUUUUUUGAAAUCAAGGUGGUACCUUUGUUGCAUGUUUACAACUAGUGCUUCAUCAUUGUUAGUUCCAUUGAUUGUUCUGUUCAUGAUGAAUUUAUUGUUCUAAUUUUUUCAUUAAUGGGUUGUUGUUUCCUAGGUUGCUGUAAUAAUAUAUUGCAUCUUGUACUUCACUGUUUGUUUAGUCUUCUUUGUUCUUUAUUUUUGGUGGUAAUGCUGUGUAUUUAUUUGAUGAUUUAAUAUUGUCUCAGGUGUUAUCUGUGUUGGCAUUUGUGACUAGAAGAACAUAUAAUAGGCAAUGUCACUGCAAUCUGAACAAAGUGGUGGUGAUUUGAAGGAUUUUAAGUGGGGUCGUAAGAGGGGAGUUGGUGUGAAAAAUAAAGCCAUCCAGUUUUAUGAGUCAUUUGUUUAUGAGGGUGUGAAGUACUCUCUUUAUGAUUGUGCUUAUUUCUACGACGCUCGUCAUGUAGAAACUUCUAUAGGUAAGCUUGUGAGGAUGUAUGAGGGGCCAAGUCAUAAUAAGAUGGUGAAAGUUGUCUGGUUUCUUCGUCCUGGUGAAAUUCGCAAUUUCAUGGGGCAUUAUCGGCCAAGUUGGGAUGAGUUAUUCUUGGCAUCUGGUGUGGGCAAAGGUGUUUCCAAUCUCAAUUAUCUGGGAGCAAUUAUUGGAAAAUGCAAUGUUGUUUGCACUUCAAAGGACAGGAGAAACCCUGAACCAUCUGAUACUGAUUUAAAGAAGGCAGACUACUUUUUCGAUCACACUUUUGAUGUUGGAAAGCUUGAACUUGUUGAUAAAUUUGCUGAUAAGAUUGAUGGAAUUGAAGUGGAGCAUUUCUUCAAUAGGAAGGGAGAUAAUGAAAUCAGAAAUGAUCUGCAUGUUGGGACAAAUCCAAGAAAAAUUGUGACAAAGACUAGGACUGACCCUUCUGAUAUCUUGCCCUAUCGAGUUAAAGAUAAAGCUGAAGCAAUGCCUCCUAAUAUUGUCUUGCCAGAGAAAUCGUCGAAUUCUUUUCCAUUUAAAAAGAGGAAGAUUGAAGAAGAGAAGCCAGCCAUUAGUCCAAGUAGCAAGUCCCCUAAGGAAGAGGAGUUCAUUGAGAAGGAGGCUGAACUCAUACAGGAUAAAACAGACGAAACAUGCAGCAAAGCCAUUGAGGUGACUGAAAGGCCGGGUGCAGAAAGAAGAAAGUGGUUUAAGAAAAUGCCUUGGGAAGAAAGACUACAGAGAGCUGAAGAGUUAGAUACCCUGGUUUUACUGGAUAAUCUGGAUCCAUCAUUUACUUCAUCUGAAGUUGAGGAUCUUGUCUGGCAUGCUUUCCAAGAGAAAGUUGAGGCAAGGAUGAUAGAACAGAGCCCGAGUUCCAAUCCAUAUUAUGGUAGAGCAUUGGUAAUUUUCAAAACAAAAGAUGCAGCUAAAUCUGCAAUAUUUGAGUUGAAUAAGAGAUGCCUUGUUCUCGGAGAAGGGAGAGUACUGAAGUUAUCAGAGCAGUUAAAUAAACCAAAGGAGGAUGGCUUAAUUAGCAGGAAAGGCGGUUAGAACUUAGAAGUAGUUAAGGGUUAGAGAGUUAGUUAGCAAAAGGGGGAAUUAUGUAGUGUUGUUAGUGGUAAAUUUUUAGCUUCUGUGUACUCAUCUUCACUUUGUAUAUAUUGUGAAACUCUUGUAUAUUUAUUCAGUUGAAUCAGAUCAGAUCAAAUGUUUGAUUUCUCUCAAAUGCUGGUUAGAGUUUUCUGAUCUGAGGAACACAAUCUUCUAAUUCAUUGAUAUAUGGAUCGUAGAUGCGCAGAUGUGUAAGUCACCACAGAAUAAUGGUUUGAGUUAAUAUUUCCUCACAAUUAGGUUAGAUAAAUAAAAACAAAAGCAGGGAUUCUGCAUUGAUGCUGCGGGGAAGGAUUAACUGAUUAAAUAAUGCAAAUCAAUGUGCAUUCUUCUUUUUCCAUUAUCAUCUGCUAUUGUAAUGGAAGUAUAGAUGUCCUUGAUAGGAGACAAUCGUGUGAGUUAAGUAGGAUUACUAUAAGCAACAAAACUCUUUCUAUAAGCAAUGUAUUCAUGGCUUAAUCUCGAGACUACUAAUAAAGCUGGAUCAUCCUAGCCAUAUUGGCCGAUCCAUGCAUUAUGAAAAUUCUUGCAUCCGUCAUAGAAUGGAAGGGAUAACUUUGAUAUUAAAUGGCUCUAAUUUUUCUAAAGCAUUUUUAAACUUUACAACACAACAUUGUU